AUGGCAAGCUCCAAGGUUAUUGGAGCUGUUUUCAUUGCUUUGUUCAUUGUGGACAUAGCAUUUGCUGCUAGGGUGAAAGACAGCUUCUUAGGUGGUGGAAAAGGUGGUGGUGGAGGAGGAGGAGGUGGUGGUGGCGGAGGAGGCGGCGGAUAUGGUGGUGGAGCAAUAGGAGGAGGUGGUGGCGGCGGCAGAGGAGGUGGUGGAGGUGGUGGUGGUGGUUCAGGAGGAUAUGGAUCAGGUUAUGGAUCUGGGUCUGGGUAUGGAUCAGGAUAUGGCUCUGGUGGUGGAAAAGGUGAAGGUGGUGGCGGCGGUGGAGGAGGUGGGAGAGGUGGAGGUGGAGGAGGUGGUGGAGGCCUAGGUGGCUCCGGCUAUGGCUCUGGUUAUGGUGAAGGAAGUGGUUAUGGCCAAGGAGGUGGCAUUGGAGGAAACGGUGGUGGCGGUGGCGGUGGAAAAGGAGGAGGAGGUGGUGGCGGCGGUGGCAAUAAUGGAGGUUCCGGCUACGGAAGUGGGUCCGGCUAUGGAUCCGGUAGUGGAGGUGGUGAUGAGGGUGAGUCUCCUUAAACAAAUUAAAUGAAGGGUUAAAAAUAUAAAUCAGUUUUUAAAAUGUAUUUAAACGAAAUAGGUUUUGUUUUGAUUAGGUUUAAUUUGCAUUCAAACUAUGUUGGUUUUCAUAUAUGUGAUCUCCAAAAAUAAACUAUAGGGUGGUUUCAUGGCCAUCCUUCUUCAUGCAUGCAUGGUAGUGUUAAUAUUUAGUUACCCUUCGUUGUUAGUGAUGUUAUCAAGCAUGGCAUUAACAAUAAUAUUUCUGUAA
Arachis duranensis is the source of this 811-nucleotide messenger RNA. Its product is annotated as putative glycine-rich cell wall structural protein 1. NCBI's taxonomy places the organism in Eukaryota, Viridiplantae, Streptophyta, Magnoliopsida, Fabales, Fabaceae. The transcript is spliced from 2 exons. The record is from RefSeq and is a predicted model, not a curated record. Bases 1 to 561 code for a protein of 186 amino acids.